AUGGGAAACUCCAAAAGCGGCGCCGUUUCCAAGGAGAUCCUGGAAGACCUGAAACUCCACACCAAGUUCUCGGAGAUGGAGAUCACCCAGUGGUACGACAACUUCAAGCGGCAGUGUCCGAGCGGUCGCCUGAGCAAGGAUGAGUUCCAGACCAUCUACAGCAAGUUCUUCCCGGACAGCGAGGGCAACUCGUACGCUCAGCACGUCUUCCGAUCCUUCGACACCAACGACGACGGCACCCUGGACUUCAAGGAGUACAUCAUCGCCCUGCACAUGACCUCCACCGGGAAGACCACCAGGAAGCUGGAGUGGGCCUUCUCGCUCUUCGACGUGGACAAAAACGGAUACAUCACCAAGUCGGAGGUCCGGGAAAUUUGCGCGGCCAUUUUCAAGCUGAUCCCCAAAGACGAAGUGGCCCAUCUUCCUGAAGACGAGAACACGGCGGAAAAAAGGGCCGAAAAACUCUGGAAUUACUUUGACAAGGGCGAAAAUGAACGUGUGGCGGAAGGCGAAUUUAUCCAAGGUGUGUUGGACAACGACGACGCUCUCCGCUUGAUCCAAUACCAACCCACCAAGUAA
This is a messenger RNA of Nerophis lumbriciformis (worm pipefish), 579 nucleotides long. The record is from RefSeq and is a predicted model, not a curated record. NCBI's taxonomy places the organism in Eukaryota, Metazoa, Chordata, Actinopteri, Syngnathiformes, Syngnathidae.